AUGUCUGAAGAACAAAAGCAAGACACUCCAGUUGCCCCAGUUGAAGAAAUUGCUCCUGUUGAAGAAACUACCCCAGCUGUUGAGGAACCAAAACAGGAGGAAGAAGAAGCUGCUGAACCUCCAGUUGUUGAAAAUAAGGAAGAAGAAACCACUCAAGCCCCAACUGUCGACAAGAAAGAAGAAGAAACUGCUCAAUCUUCAGUUACUGAAAAGAAGGAAGAGGAAAAGAAAAACAAGGUUAAAACCUUUUUUAAGAAAAUCUUUUCUGUAUUUAACGUUUAA
Messenger RNA from Arxiozyma heterogenica, 282 nucleotides. RefSeq names its product Zeo1p (gene ZEO1). The coding region runs from base 1 to 282 and encodes 93 amino acids. The record is from RefSeq and is a predicted model, not a curated record. The transcript has a single exon. Lineage: Eukaryota; Fungi; Ascomycota; Saccharomycetes; Saccharomycetales; Saccharomycetaceae.